AUGAAAGCUCUUCUUCGAGUUUAUUUGUUUUCUUAUUUAUUGCAAACGAUUGUUUCUUUCGAUUGCCCAAAUGGUGGCUUUCAAAUUCCGAAUGAGGACAUUUGUGUGUACAGUGUAACAAAUGCCAAAUCCUACAGUCAAGCAAAAAGUGAAUGUCAAUCGCUUGGUGGAAUCCCGUCAAAAAUUCAAAAUAUUUUCGAAAACGCUUUCAUAUUCUCUUCAAUCACGACAGAUUUUGUUUAUAUCGGCGUCGAGCUGGGUAGCGAUAACAAAUUUGUGUAUUCCGAUGGGACACCGCUUGUCUAUCAAAAUUGGGCUUCAAAUCAACCCGACAAGACAAAACCGUGCACCGCGAUGGAUCCACAAACGGGGAAAUGGACAUCGGUUGAUUGUGAAUCGAUUCGACCAUACACGUGCACAUCGAAUGGAGCAUACAAGCUU
Mesorhabditis belari is the source of this 441-nucleotide messenger RNA. NCBI's taxonomy places the organism in Eukaryota, Metazoa, Nematoda, Chromadorea, Rhabditida, Rhabditidae. The record is from the annotation of a GenBank genome assembly.